Molecule: messenger RNA, 705 nt
Organism: Camellia sinensis
Lineage: Eukaryota; Viridiplantae; Streptophyta; Magnoliopsida; Ericales; Theaceae
Source: RefSeq, a predicted model, not a curated record
AUGGAGGUUGAUUCAAACGGUGGUGACAAUCCUUCAGUAAAUGAGGGUGAACAAGUUGAAUAUGAUUUCCGAUCCCCUCAAAAACAAGUUGAAGAACCUAAGAAGGUUAACCUUGAGCAUAAUCAUGAUUUGAUUCCCACCGACUCCCGUCAUUUUACAAUGAAUAAGAAAAUUCGUACUCCUGUGAAGAGAAGAUUAGAAAUCAAUGAUCAAGUAGGGAUUGAGGUGUCUAGGAACUAUCAUUCAAUGGUUGUUGAAGCGGGGGGAUACGAGUCAUUGACAUUUGAUGAGCGAGAUGCAAGGAAUUACAUUAAUAGAGCUAGAAGAUUAAGGCUUGGUGAAGACACCGACACAUUUGUUUGGCUAUUCAAGUCGUGGUUAAGUUGCAUGUCGAAUAAUCCUCCAAAAACUAUCAUAACUGAUCAGUGCAGAGCUAUGCAAAAUGUUAUAGAAAUUGUCUUUCCACAGGCCCGGCAUCGAUGGUGCUUAUGGCAUGUAAUGAAGAAAAUACCGGAGAAUUUGAAAGGAUAUGCUCAGUAUGAACCCAUAAAGUUGGCUAUGCAAAAUGCAAUUUAUGAUUGUUUGACAAGAGAUGAAUUUGACGAAAAAUGGGAAGAGAUGCUUACUAAAUUCAAUCUUUAUGAUAAUGAGUGGUUGGAGGUACUAUAUCAUGAGCGGCAUCGAUGGGUUCCUGUAUAUGUUUAA